AAUGGAAUUUCAGUUCAACUUUUCUGUAGACAAAAUAGUGGAAAACAGAACAGAUGCUGCUGAGAAUGAAAAGCUACAGCAGGAAAUAGUCCUACUGAAUAAUCGAGACAUUUCGGAAAAGAGCAAUGAGAUUACCUCAGAAGAAAAUAAAAUAAAUGAGGAGUAUUUACCAGGAGCCACUGCUAAUAUAUCAGACCACAGCACUUCAAAUGCAAACCCAGACACAAGUUUGUUGAGGAAACAAUCCUGUCCCAAAUCUGCCAAGAUGCACAAUCUUCCUAAAGAUGUCAGUAAAGUCCUUGAGAGCAAAAUUCUUGGAACCUUACCAGGUAUUCACUAUGCAAAUAUUUCUGUGGUGGAGACUACACUCCCAGGUAACUGUGUUGGAGAAAACAUAAUGUCUAAAAGCAUUUCUUCUCAGUCUGACCUAAUUACAGGUGUCUAUGAAGGAGGUCUAAAGAUCUGGGAAUGCACUUUUGAUCUCUUGGAUUAUUUGUCAGAAACUGACAUUGAGUUUGCCCAAAAGUUCGUUUUGGACCUUGGCUGUGGAGCUGGGCUGUUAGGAAUAGUUGCAUUAAAAGGAAAUGCUAAAGAAGUGCACUUUCAAGAUUAUAACAGUUCAGUAAUUGAAGAAAUCACCAUACCUAACAUACUGGCUAAUUGUUCUCUUCAAGAUGAUGAUGGUGAAGAAGAUACCCAGUCUAGGAAAAAAGACUUCACCCAAGAUUUUCUGUCUAAAUGCAAGCUUUUUUCUGGGGAAUGGUUAGAAUUUAGUAAACUUGUUUUAAAUAAUACUAAGCCCUUAGCAAAAUAUGAUCUCAUACUUACGUCAGAAACUAUUUAUAAUCCUAAUUACUAUGAAGCUUUCCAUGAUACACUUUCAAGUUUAUUGGCAAUAAAUGGCAGCAUAUUUUUAGCUAGCAAAGCGCAUUAUUUUGGCUGUGGAGGUGGGGUCCAUCUUUUUACAAGUUUCAUAGAGAAGAAAAAUUUAUUUAAAUAUCGAACAAUUAAAGUUAUUGAUAAGGGGCUCAAGCGUUUCAUUAUUGAACUGACAUUUAAGAAUUCCUGUUAAUAUGCUGUCUGGGUCAGCAUAUCAUUAAAUAUUUAUUUUCUGUUAUUCAGAAAUGUUCUAAUAAAUUACUAGCACAUUUGAUUUACUUACACCAAAGCUUUUUUCACUUGCCUUUUUUCUCUUUUCCCCUUUUCUUUGAAUUAUUUUGAAUUAUUUGUGUAGGAUAUGUACCAUAUCAGCAUAUUUUCUAGCUUAAGUUUGUCUAGCAGUCCUCUCACAUGAAUUUCUAAGACUGCAUUCUUUUAUGGACUUAAUUUGACUCAACAACUGUUAUUUCCUCAUCUAAUUCAUCCAAGAUUGAUACUACUUGUGCAACAUUUUUGCCUCUAACACAUCAAUCACAGUUCAUAGUUAUCCCAAUAAUUCUUACUGGCAUAAAGAUCCAUCUAGUCUAGGAUCUAAGGCAGCUACUUCAAAAGAGCAAAAUAGGAACAGCAUUGUUCUGUACUUAAAAAUCGACAAGUUUCCAUUUCUAAAUUUGUUGUACAGGCUAUCUCUGAGAAUAACAUAUUUAUGGUGAAAUGCAUGCUUGAUAUUUUCCUGCUAACCUGAUAGACAUCUUAGAAUGACAAACUAGUCAAACCAGCCCUUGUAGUUAGUUAAUCAGAAAAUUGGGUUCAAUAAAUCAUGGCUCAAUUAACCAUGGAUAAAUUAUAUGUAUCAGUUAAAUGGUAUUUAUCUUUUA
Python bivittatus (Burmese python) is the source of this 1757-nucleotide messenger RNA. The record is from RefSeq and is a predicted model, not a curated record. Lineage: Eukaryota; Metazoa; Chordata; Lepidosauria; Squamata; Pythonidae.